AUGAAGCUGAGCCUGUGUCUCCUGAUCAUUCUGGCUGUUUGUUGCUAUGAAGUUAAUACCGACCUGCUCUGUGAAGCUGUUGCCCAUGAAAGCAUAAGCUUAUUAUUAAAUAGUGAGAAAGAAGUGAAGAAGGAACUUGAGAUAUACAAUGCAUCUCAAGCGGCUGUUGAAGCAAAACUAAAAGUGAAGAGAUGUGUGGACCAGAUGAGCGAUGAAGACAAAUUUAUAGUAGCAGAGAGAUGGGCACAAAUUAUACUGGACUGUAGUGUGAAUGCAUGGAUAGACACCUAUUAUCCUGAGAUUGAUUUCCUCUUCUAG
Messenger RNA from Apodemus sylvaticus (European woodmouse), 318 nucleotides. RefSeq names its product prostatic steroid-binding protein C1-like. The transcript has 3 exons. Lineage: Eukaryota; Metazoa; Chordata; Mammalia; Rodentia; Muridae. The coding region runs from base 1 to 318 and encodes 105 amino acids. The record is from RefSeq and is a predicted model, not a curated record.